UUUUCAUGCAGAGACAAACAGCAGGACAGACAGUGGUCCCAGCAGGAAGAUGGUCCCAGUUAAACUUCUCAUUCUGGGAGCUCAGAACACUGGAAAAACAGCGCUGUGUGUGCGUUUCAUAACCAAACGCUUCAUCGGUGAAUACGACCAUAAAAAGGAAGUGACCUACAGAUGCAGUCGGGUGGUCGACCAGGAGGCUGUAGAUCUGGAGAUUUUGGACAUAGCUUGUAAGGAGAGCUCUCUGGAUUCUUCUAUCCACUGGGCUGAUGGCUUCCUGCUGCUCUACUCCAUCACCCAACGCUGCAGCUUCCAGGAGGUGCCGCGACUCAAAAAACUCAUCGACCAAACCAAACAAAGUCUGGUUGUCCCUACAGUGCUGGUAGCGAAUAAAGCUGACCUGGAAAUAGGGAGGGAGGUGACAACAGAGGAAGGACAGAGAAUGGCCAAAGACUUAAGGUGUGGCUUCAGGGAGUUAUCUGUAGCAGAAGCAGUUUUAGCUGUGGAAGCAGCUGUGCUUCAACUCAUUAGGCUGGUGCUGGACCAGCAGCAUCCUCUUCCUGACCGCCGCUCCUACAUGCUGAGUGUUCGCCACGCUCUGACCAGGAAACUGACCCGAUCGAAGACCAUGCAGUGGUGACUGCAGCAAAAAAAAAAUGUUCACCAGGUGCUGGUACAUUUGAAAA
This is a messenger RNA of Monopterus albus (swamp eel), 683 nucleotides long. RefSeq names its product ras-related and estrogen-regulated growth inhibitor. NCBI's taxonomy places the organism in Eukaryota, Metazoa, Chordata, Actinopteri, Synbranchiformes, Synbranchidae. Bases 50 to 637 code for a protein of 195 amino acids. Gene Ontology annotation, molecular function: GTP binding; GTPase activity. The record is from RefSeq and is a predicted model, not a curated record. The transcript has 7 exons.